AUGUCGCCCCUUGAUAUGUUCCUCACCAUGUAUUUAGUUCGCUAUGUUGUAUGUGACGUUCGAGAUGCCGCUCUUUGCGGUGUGGUGUCGCUGCGUGAAAUCAAUGCACGUGACAAUCAGCGGUCGUCUGUCAGGCCUCAUUUGCAGACUCAUUGGCGUCCGCGAGUCCAUUUACACACAAAGGUGCCGCCACGCCCACAAAACACGCAGAUUCCCACACUCAAAGAUACCACCACGCCCACAAAGGUGCCGCCACGCCCACAAAACACGCAGAUUCCCACCCUCAAAGAUACCACCACGCCCACAAAGGUGCCACCACGCCCACAAAACACGCAGAAUCCCACACACAAAGAUACCACCACGCCCACAAAGGUGCCGCCACGCCCACAAAACACGCAGAAUCCCACACACAAAGAUACCACCACGCCCACAAAGCUGGCGUUGCAAGUCCCAAUGUUGCAUAUUUCAACCCAACGCUACCCUGCAACACUGGGCACAGGUUAA
Messenger RNA from Penaeus monodon (black tiger shrimp), 504 nucleotides. RefSeq lists its product as uncharacterized. The record is from RefSeq and is a predicted model, not a curated record. NCBI's taxonomy places the organism in Eukaryota, Metazoa, Arthropoda, Malacostraca, Decapoda, Penaeidae. The transcript has 3 exons. The coding region runs from base 1 to 504 and encodes 167 amino acids.